AUGAAACGUGAAUCUCUACCUGGUUACAGAUAUAGGAAGUCAACUGAGAAGGAAAACAAACAUCCUGUUCCAGACAGCCAGCAUCUCUUUACUAACGUUGUUCUGAGGCUGGAUAAUUUCACGGGCGAAUGGAUGGCAUUCGGUCUGAUUCGUCGUGGAGAAGAAGACCCAAUCGGAAAAUUUAUCCGUGCCCAUUCAUCGAUUGGUCUUAGCCAGCAUGAAUAUGAGUGUAUUCUUUCGAACACUCGUGAACUAUUUGCCGCGGCGCCCUCACCACCAUAUACUCUCCCAACACCUUUACCCAGCUUCGAAGCCAUUGACGAUGAGAAUUCAUAUAGCCAGAAGAUCCAUGCUGCUCAGCAGGCUAUAAAGGAAGGUGAAACAUACGAAGUCACAUUAACUACACGAUUCAGAGCACACUGUCCAGGUGUGGAUCCCUAUUCACUAUACCUAUCACUUCGAAGCCGCAACCCCGCCCCAUACUCUGCAUACAUCCACUUCCCGGUUAGCGACACAACUAUACUUUCCUCUUCUCCUGAACGGUUUAUAUCGGUUGACAGAGAUGGCAUUGCAGAAAUGAAGCCAAUCAAAGGCACUCUAGCAGUAAGUCCAGACCAAGUGGAGGAUGAACGGAGAAAGAUUCAACUUGCCACCGACGUUAAGGAAUUGGCCGAAAACUUAAUGAUUGUUGAUCUGAUUCGCUCUGAUCUGCAUAAUAUUUCCCCCUCCAAGUCGAUACAGGUUCCAAAGUUACUUCAAGUUGAAAGCUAUGAGACUGUACAUCAGGUGAGUUUUCCUGAUUCAUAA
This is a messenger RNA of Trichophyton rubrum CBS 118892, 807 nucleotides long. RefSeq lists its product as uncharacterized. The transcript is spliced from 2 exons. Gene Ontology annotation, biological process: L-tryptophan biosynthetic process. NCBI's taxonomy places the organism in Eukaryota, Fungi, Ascomycota, Eurotiomycetes, Onygenales, Arthrodermataceae. The coding region runs from base 1 to 807 and encodes 268 amino acids. The record is from RefSeq and is a predicted model, not a curated record.